UUCAAUCAACAAUCCCUGUUCGGGAUUCCUCGUUCUAGGGUUUCACUCGUCUCUACGGCUGUCCGCCCGGCAGACUCCCCCAUCGAAACCCGUCUCUACGGCGGACGCCCUCAAGUAGGGCCCGCCGAUCUCUCGCUCUCCCUCCUCUCCCUCAGCCGCGCCCAUCAAAGCCAUCAACGCCGCUGCCGCCUCGCGUCGAAGUCGUCGGCGUCGACUCCCUGGUCGCUUUCUGGUUGCCGCUUUGAACCGGUUGAGAAGCGGAACCAAAAAACCGUCGCACGUCGGAACCGUUUCCGGGACCGGUUCUGAUUUGUCCGCGUCGUCGGAUCGGUUUCAUCCCCACGAGUACUAGUAGCGGCCAUUAUUUCGUAUAUCCGAACUGAAGAACUCGAUCGACGAUCAGAGGCAUCGACGGCUCCAACGCUGAUCCCACACGUCAUGGACGGGAUGAACGUCCACGACGAGGAUCCAUCGGAGGACGUGGAGGCGAGGACGAAGCGGCCCAAGCUGAGCGACGAGGAGGAGAUGGUUCCCGCCGACUCUGGAGGAGGUUGGAGGAUCCGGACGCGGAGGAGGUGAAGGAGUUCGUGGAGAAGGAGGCGGCGCUCACAGACUCUGUGCUGGCGCAGUAGGGGGAGAGGGAGAAUCUCCGGAGGCAGAUCACGACGUUGUUCGAUCACCCGCGAAAAGACACCCCCUUCAAGCGCGGGGGCAAGUACUUCUAUUUUUACAACUCCGGUCUCCAGGCCCAGAGCGUUCUUUAUGUCCAGGUCUUUCAUGUGCUGCUGUAACUCAAGCUGAAAAUAUGGAUGCCGAAUCUAGUGCAACUUGCAGUGCUAUUGCUUACCAGCCUUAUGAGGACAUGUCUAAAAACAUCAGACUUUAGCGUCAAGAUGAUGCCAUGGAACACUAUUAUAAACAAGAGGCUAUUAGACUAGUAAACUUUACAAAAACGUUGUAUUCCUUGGAUUCUGUAGAUUUCUACAGGUGCCCGGUGGAUCUGCAUAAAGAGCUGGAGAUGAAGGGUUUGAUCCCACCUAAUUUCAUAGGAGCUGAAGAGUGUAUAAGACUAAGGUGCACCAAAUCUAAUAUCGUGCAUUACUAUGAUACGUACUACAAGUUAGUCGAAAAGCUCUGUGAUUUGGCACCAUAUAUGCAGUGGAAUCAUGAGAUUGGUAAGCAAGUUGAAUGGCUAAAGGAGAAGGGUCAUCUUACAUCUCUCUGCGAUUCUACUAUUUCUGAGUACGAGAUAUGUUUGGCCCUUGAGAACCUCCAUGGACUUUUUUUUGACAUGUACUGGCGGUUCCAUCCUUUGAUAACUGAGGGUUACAGGGAUGAUUUAUUAAAAAUCAUCAAACGAAUGGCUGGAGCUAUGCGACAAAGAGUGAAACAGACACAUGAAGAAUUUAGCAGACUACUGCCUCCCUAUGGUGAUUUCACUAACAAUUUGCUCAACAAAUGCAAGGAGACUUCUCCGGGUUACCAGCAUGUAGCAAAGCAGGUGGCUUUGCAUGGUGAAUUUGACUCGCAUUUAGAUUCAUGUGAGUCAAUACAGCAUGAUAGUUCUAUUAAUGAACUUCUUGAAGAUGAGACGGUGGUGACGAGACAGUUUUCAUUGCUAGAAAAGGAACUUGUUAAGGAAUCCUUGAAUGCCAAAAUUUACAUGCUAAAGAAAGUAGAGGAAGUUGAAUCAUAUUUUACAUGCUUGGAAAGCCUAGUGAGACGAAGACUCGAUGGGAGAGAUGAUUUUGAUAAGUUAGUGCGUGAACUUGCAAAAGAGGGCCUUUUUGAGUUUUCUAAUCUUCCCACUGAUAAACCUCUUCGAAAAAAUUGGAGCCCUGAAUUUUACGAAUUAUUAGAUAAUGCAAGGCAUUCAGCUUUCCCACAUCUUCCGGACCAUUAUGUGAUCAAUGGACUUUUGGACUAUUCGUUCUUUUUUUCCUUAAAUGACGAGCAUCACGAGUCAGAAACUGUGGAGGAUUGCUUGGCAAAAGUGGAGGAACGUUGUGACGGGAAGUGCUUUUUUCUAAGAAAGGUACUUUGGAGGACCAAAUAUUAUACGAAUCCUAUAUACGAGCAAUUUGGGGACGCACUAAAACUGAUAGACUUGCCGCAAAAAUUUGAUUGUGGACUGUGUUGCUGAUCUCUUGGAGCAAGAUUUUUGUCACUUACUGUGUCAAGCUUAUCUGUCACUCUGAGCCUCCUUUGGAUUUUGGCCCCGCACUUUGGUUGCCAAGCCCUCAACAUGGUCUUAAUGCCAUACAAAAUAAUUUGUAACUUUGUAAAAGCUGAUUCAUCUCGUUGGUUUCCGAAUUAAAUGCUAUUUGUGGAAUUAACCAUUAGAGUAGAUAGUAGAGUAUCAUUGAAGGGGAUUCUUUCUUUUGCUGUUGGAGAGGAUCCUCUCUCUUGUUGACAUAGUUGUGUGUUGUCGAUUCUCUUACGUAGUGCUUGGUUGGUUGGACAGUAAUGGGGAUGGUGGUAACGUCCCUACUAUCCAACCUCAUACUGAAGAUUUUAAUGCGCCUCCAACUGGAAUUGGACCGUCCAUGUAUCCUUAGAGGCCCCUUUACUUGGAGGGGCAGUUAUUCCAUUUGGGUAGGGUGGAACUGCUCUCUUCGUGGCAGUAUUUUUCUGUUUCUAAUCACACGAGUACGCCAAACCAAACAUAAGUAACUUACUCAAAUAGAGUUCAUGAGAUUUGGUUUGUUC
Molecule: messenger RNA, 2709 nt
Organism: Ananas comosus (pineapple)
Lineage: Eukaryota; Viridiplantae; Streptophyta; Magnoliopsida; Poales; Bromeliaceae
Exons: 21
Coding region: 902-2143 (413 amino acids)
Source: RefSeq, a predicted model, not a curated record